UUCCGCACCUUCAUCGUUUUUUCUUUUCGUUUUUCUUUUAUUUUUUUAUUUUUUGAGAGGAAUCUCCAUGACAAUGGCUGCUCACUCCACCGGAAGUUUGCCAAUUCCGGAGUCCUCCUCCCUUUGCCGGCAAGCCGUUCCUCCGGCUCGACACAGGUAUCGCCCGUGCAGUCUGUCCAUGAACGGGUGCGGAAGGGGAGGAAUGGUGGUGCCGGUGGGCAUCUGCGAGACGAGGACUCUCCCCGCGGUCUCCGCUCCCGAGUCGGCGGUGUCGGAGCUCAAGUCGGCGAUUUCCGCUUGGUGGUUGCGGACCCGCCUCCCUCCACCUCCGGCAUCAUCCGCCUCCAGGUCCCAAUUCGGCAGAGGGCGGAUGGCAUCGUUUGGCUCCACGCGCAGCACCCUCUCCCUCGCUGCUACUUCUCCGCCAAAUCUCACCCGAGCGUCUCCUUGCCCUUGUCCUUUGGGGACAGCAAUGGAGGGCGGCUCCCAAGCUCGGAGGACGAGGACAUCGUCAGCGUCGCAGGUGUGGGAUCCGCGGUCUUCUUUCAAGGUUCCAAUCCUUUCUCCUUGGACGACUGGCGCUGCAUCAAAAGAUUCCUCUCAAAGGAUUGUCCUUCGAUUCGUGCAUAUGGUGGUAUUCGUUUUGAUGCGAGAACAAAUGUUUCUCCUGAAUGGAAGAAUUUCGGUUCAUUUUACUUUAUUGUUCCGCAGGUUGAGUUUAAUGAGCUUGAAGAAAGUUCAAUGCUUGCUCUGAAUAUUGCAUGGGACAACACUCUUCUUUGGACAUGGAAAAAAGCAAUUAAUGGGGUUCAAGCUACAAUGCACCAGAUCACCCCCUGUUUCGGUGGAUUAAGGAAGCUGGUCCCAAGAACAGCCAUUAUUGGCUUUAAUCAUGUUCCGACAAGAACAUCUUGGGAUAUUUCUGUUAAGAAAGCCCUGCAGAUCAUAAAAGGAAGAAAUUCGGAACUGGUGAAGGUUGUACUUGCAAGGUGUAGUAGAUAUGUUACUGAUACUAGCAUUGAUCCUGUUUCACUAUUAGCUUGUUUACAGCAGGUUGAAGGCCAAAAUGCUUACCAGUUCUUUAUUCAGCCACCUGAUGCUCCAGCAUUUAUUGGAAAUACGCCAGAGAAAUUAUUUCAUCGAAAGUACUCCAAUAUUACAAGUACAUCUCCAGAACUGAUAGCCGAUUCUAAGCCCGGAUCAUCGCUCAAAACUUUUCACAAAAAAAUUAAACAUAGUACUAAAGAUAAUAAUGAAUUUACAAUAGUACGGGAAAGCAUUAGAAGAAAGAUGGAGAUAACUUGCAGUGAGGUACUUGUUGAACCCAGUAAAGCACUUCGAAAACUUCCUAGAGUACAACAUUUAUCUGCAGAGUUAUCAGGCAAAUUAAGGAAUGAAGAUGAUGAGUUUGACAUUCUAACAUCUCUCCACCCAAGUCCAGCAGUUUGUGGAUUGCCUACAGAAGAGGCACGCCGAUUUAUAGAAGAAAUUGAGAUGUUUGAUCGAGGUAUGUAUGCUGGACCUGUUGGUUGGUUUGGAGGAAGAGAAAGUGAAUUUGCUGUUGGGAUCAGAUCGGCUUUAGUGGGAAAGGGUGUUGGCACAUUGGUCUAUGCUGGUGCUGGGAUCGUUGAAGGAACUAACUCAUCUUUGGAAUGGGAUGAACUAGAUCUGAAGGCAUCCCAGUUCACAAAGUUGUUUGAACGUAAAGAAGUACCUGAUGCUUGCUAUCAAGAGAUGAACAUGGGCUCCGCCAACUGAGCAGGCACCGUUGUGGAGGUGGGUGAUUGAUAGAUUGGCUGCUGGUUCAGCUUUUUCCUCCUUUUGCGGUGGACGUGCAUGACGAAUUCUGGCAGUUGAAAGUCUUGAUUAAGCUGAAGAAGAAGGAUCUGCUUUCCCGAGGGAAUUGCAGAUUUCCAAACCUUGUAGCCGGCAUAUACUUUGGUAAUAACUUAAACCAUUAUGUAUGUACAGACAUUUUGGUAUGUUAUUUUACUGUAAACAACACUCCAAGUCAGUUGCCAUGCGUAUAUGGCUUUGCCGA
Phoenix dactylifera (date palm) is the source of this 2041-nucleotide messenger RNA. RefSeq names its product isochorismate synthase 2 (gene ICS2). Lineage: Eukaryota; Viridiplantae; Streptophyta; Magnoliopsida; Arecales; Arecaceae. Gene Ontology annotation, cellular component: plastid. The record is from RefSeq and is a predicted model, not a curated record. Gene Ontology annotation, biological process: phylloquinone biosynthetic process. Gene Ontology annotation, molecular function: isochorismate synthase activity.